CGCAGUCGGGGAAAAUUAGUCGUUGAUCAGUCGUAAAUGUAGCGACUAAUUUGCGACUGAUCUCUAGUCACAAAUAAGUCGCUAAGUAGUCUGCAAAAACCGGUACAAACGUGGUAAACAUUUUUUCGUCGGUGUACCUAAUUUUUAUCUGCAGUCGGAAUUUAGUCACUAAUUAGUCAGAAUAUUUUCUAUAUAUAUACAGGCUCUUACCGUUUUCUUCUCCUCACUCGUACAAAGCAUGAAAAAAAAGUAGCAAAAAAAAACGAAAAUUAAAAAAAAAACUAACAUUUGUCAUAUAAUGUCUGGAAAUUAUAAUUAUUCAAAUUUCCGAGAGUGGAUGUACAAGAGGAUCGAUGAGGAGACAGGAAAACUUUCUGAAGAGUUCAUAGCGGGGGUGGAACAAUUUAUGACAUUCGCAAACAGUCAGUCUCUAACACAAAGUAAUGGCGGUAAGUUUUUCUGCCCGUGUACUGUUUGUCAAAACGAUAAAUUUCUCGCGGGAACAAAAAUUUGGAGACAUAUAUAUAAUAGAGGAUUUAUGCCAGACUAUUAUGUUUGGUAUAAACAUGGAGAAGAAAUUGAUAUUGCAUUAGGAACGAGUUAUGUUGACCCGACGCAUUUAAGUGGUAGUGAUCAAGAAGUUGGUAAUGAGGAUAAUUAUAUAGAUAUGGUGAAUGAUGCAUUUCGUGAUAAUGUGAGUUUUGAUAACUAUCAACAUGAUGAUAGUUAUCAGAAUGUAGUAGACCCGCAACGCAACCAUUCGAAGAAGUUCUACGAUUUGUUAGAAGGAGCACAAAAUCCUUUGUACGAUGGUUGUCGUGAAGGGCAGUCACGGUUAUCCUUAGCUGCUCGGGUCUUGCAAAACAAGGCAGAUUAUAAUCUGAGUGAAAAAUGUGUGGAUUCAGUAUGUCAAAUGUUGACAGACUAUUUACCAGAAGGAAACACAGCAAUCGAUUCACACUACGAGACCGAGAAGUUGAUGCACAACUUAGGGCUCCCAUAUCAUACAAUUGAUGUUUGUAUUAACAAUUGUAUGAUAUUCUGGAAAGAAAAUGAAAGGUGGGAAGAGUGCCAAUUUUGUGGUGCAGCAAGAUGGAAGCCUAGGGACAAAAGACGCAGAACCAAAGUACCAUAUAGUCGUAUGUGGUAUCUACCUAUAGCUGACAGGCUGAAAAGAAUGUAUCAGAGCAAGAAGACAGCAGCGGCAAUGAGAUGGCAUGCUGAGCACCAAGCAAAGGAGGGGGAAAUGUGUCAUCCAUCUGAUGCGGCAGAAUGGAAACAUUUUCAAGAUAUAUAUCCCCAGUUUGCCGAAGAACCUCGUAACGUUUAUCUUGGAUUAUGUACUGAUGGAUUCAAUCCGUUUGGGAUGUCUCGUAAUCAUUUAUUGUGGCCCGUGAUUCUGACUCCAUAUAAUCUACCCCCUGAUAUGUGCAUGAGUACAGAGUAUUUUUUUCUUACAAUUCUGAAUUCUGGGCCAAAUCAUCCGCGAGCUAGUCUUGAUAUCUUCCUCAAACCUUUGAUCGAGGAGUUAAAAGAAUUGUGGUCAACUGGGGUUGAAGCAUACGAUGUGUCCUUAAAUCAAAAUUUUAAUCUAAAAGCUGUGUUACUAUGGACGAUAAGCGAUUUUCCAGCGUAUGGCAUGUUAUCAGGAUGGACGACCCAUGGUAAAUUGGCUUGUCCAAUUUGCAUGGAAGAUACGAAAGCUUUUUAUCUACAUAAUGGAAGAAAGACGUGUUGGUUUGAUUGUCACCGCAGAUUUCUUCCUCGUGAUCAUCCACUAAGGAAGAAUAGAAAGGACUUCUUGAAGGGAAAAAACGCGGUAAAUGAAUUUCCACCUAAAUCUUUGACUGGUGAGCAAGUUUACUCAGAGUUAUCGGGUGUCAAUCCACUGAAAACGUCUGUUUGCGGUGGAAAUGGUCAUGAAAAGAAGAAGCCUGGUUAUGGGAAAUAUCAUAACUGGCAUAAGGAAAGCAUUUUUUGGGAGUUGCCAAACUGGAAGGACCUGAUACUCCGACACAAUCUUGAUGUGAUGCAUAUAGAGAAGAAUUUUUUUGACAACAUCAUCAAUACUCUUAUGAAUGUUAAAGGCAAAUCGAAAGACACAAUCAAUUCAAGAUUGGAUAUGGCAAUAUUCUGUGAUCGGCCACACUUACAUGUUGAUACUGCUGGUCAAGCUCCAUUUCCUCCUUACAUGCUGGACGAAGAUGAAAAAAAACGGUUAUUGGAAUGUGUGAAACACGCUGUUAAAUUCCCAGACGGAUAUGCUUCAGACUUAGCUAAUUGUGUUGAUUUAGAGAACAACAAAUUUUCUGGCAUGAAGAGUCAUGACUGCCAUGUUUUUAUGGAGCGGCUACUUCCAUUUAUAUUUUCAGAACUCCUAGACCAAAACGUCCAUCUUGCGCUAUCAGCGGUUGGUGUAUUUUUCCGAGACCUUUGCUCGAGAACCUUACAGAAAAAUCACGUCCAAAUGCUUAAACGGAAUAUUGUUUUGAUCAUCUGCAAUUUGGAGAAGAUUUUUCCACCAUCGUUUUUCGACGUCAUGCAGCACUUGCCUAUACAUCUCCCCUACGAAGCUGAACUAGGAGGACCUGUGCAAUAUAGGUGGAUGUAUGUUUUUGAAAGGAAUUUCAAAAAAUUGAAAGCGAAAGCAAAGAACAAAAGAUUUGCGGCCGGCUCGAUUGUUGAAUCAUAUAUCAACGAUGAGAUAGCUUACUUCUCAGAGCACUACUUUGUUGACCAUAUACAAACGAAAUCAUGGUUCACAAGAUUUCAUGAAGGUGAAGUUCCCGUAUAUCAUGUUCCUGGAGUGCCAGAUAUAUUUACACAUGUAGGUCGUCCAAGUGGAGAAAUGCAAGAAAUAUGGCUUUCCGAGAAAGACUACAGAUGCGCACAUGCAUAUGUUUUACGAAAUUGUGAUUAUUUUCAUCCAUUUGAGAGGAUGUUUGAAGAUUUCCUUACUGCCAAAUAUGCAGACCUCUCUGAAAAAGACCUCUCUGCGAAGAGAGCUGACGAAUAUCAAAUAUGGGUGAAAGAUUAUGUUAGCUAUUGGAGCAACACACAUCAUUUUCCUCAGUGGGUUAAAGAUAUUGCGAAUGGACCCAUGAAUAAGGCGAGAACAUGGCCCAUCUAUUUCACAAGAGGCUUUUUGUUCCAUACGCAGAAGCAUGGCGAGGGAAGAAAGACAUGUAACUACGGUGUGAGUGUUAAAGGGGAGAGCUACACAAAUGCUUCUGAUGAAGCUGAUUACUACGGGAUCUUGACUGAUAUCAUACAAAUUCAGUAUGAGGGGUCGGUCGAUUUGAAAAUCACACUUUUUAAGUGUAAGUGGUAUGAUCCGUUAGUUGGUAGAGGCACUCGGCGGAGCAAUGGUGGCAUCGUCGAUGUUCUUUCAUCGAGGAAAUACCAUAAAUACGAACCAUUUAUUCUAGGUACGUAUUUUAUAUUGAACUUAUACUUUUAUGAUUUGAUACUUAAUUUAAUUAUACUUUUAUUAUUUGAUAUUACAUGCACAGCAUCUCAAGCAGAUCAUGUUUGUUAUAUCCCGUAUCCGUACGUUAAGAAACCAAAGCAUUUGUGGCUCAAUGUUUUGAAAGUGAAUCCGAGGGGAAUCAUUUCUGGAGAAUAUGAAAAUAAAGAACCGACAUUGUUGCAACAAGUAAAUGAUGAUGCUGUUUUAAUGACUACGGUUGAAGAUCUAGCAGUUGAUCAUUUGGUUUAUGCUCGGGUACAACCUAUAAAUCUCGAUGUUGAUGUGGAAGAUGUUGAACAAGAUGAUGAAUUUCAAUGUAAUAUAUCGUCAUCCGACGAAGAUGGAGAAGUACCCUACUAAAAUAUAGUAUAAUUUUCUAAACUUUGUUUAAAUAUGUAUUGUAAUAUAAUUUUGUAAACUUUGUUUUAAUGUGUAUUGUAAUAUAAUUUUGCAACUUUGUUUGUUGUGUAUUGUAAUAUAUUUUUGUUUAAAACAAAUAUAUAAUCAACUCAUAAACAAAGUAAAAUUAUUUCUCUGAGCCCUAAACCAACACAUUCUAGAUCACUACCCUAUACCCUAAAUUGUAUUAACCUUAAACUAAAACCAAAAAGACCCGGCCAAAUUUUCAUUUGGUGAUUGUGUUGUUAAUUUUCAUUUGGUGACUUAUGUAAAUAAGGUGAAAUUUUCACUCCCCGCGAAGCCUAAAUUAAUUCCCACCCAAAUUAAUUUAACCCUCCAAAGCCCAAAAUAAUUACUCUUAUAAUCGAUAAAA
This is a messenger RNA of Brassica rapa (field mustard), 4241 nucleotides long. RefSeq lists its product as uncharacterized. NCBI's taxonomy places the organism in Eukaryota, Viridiplantae, Streptophyta, Magnoliopsida, Brassicales, Brassicaceae. The record is from RefSeq and is a predicted model, not a curated record.